AUGCCAAUUGAUAAAGUUUUGAAAGGCAUGGGCUACAAACCCAUUGCCAUUAUUGGUGAGGGCAGUUUUUCCAAAGUUAAACUUGCCACCUCGAAGAAGCAUCAUUGUGAUGUGGCCAUCAAAAUCGUGGACCGCGAAAAGGCUGAGAAAAAGUUUGUCGAAAAAUUUCUUCCACGUGAACUGGCAAUUUUGAGACAAGUGAAGCAUGAACACAUCAUUCAAGUGUUUGAAUUCAUUGAGGUGGGCAGUAGGCUACUGUGUAUCGUCAUGGAAGCAGCAGAAAAAGAUCUUCUCAAGAAGAUACAUGAAGUCAACCGCAUCUCAAAAGACCAAAGCAAAACUUGGUUCUCUCAGAUGGUCAGUGCUGUUGACUACCUGCACAAGUUGGACAUUGUCCAUCGAGAUCUGAAAUGCGAAAACAUACUGCUGACAGCUAAAGACCAAGUGAAGGUCACAGACUUUGGUUUCGGCCGCUUCGCUGACACCUCCGACUGCAGUAGCACCUUCUGCGGUUCUGCAGCCUACACGCCCCCUGAAAUCAUUCUGGGUGAAGCAUAUGAUCCAAAGAAAUACGACGUAUGGAGCCUUGGGGUGAUUUUGUACGUCAUGGUCACUGGAACUAUGCCAUAUGAUGACAGAAACAUGAAACAUCUUCCACGUCUUCAACGGAGGGCUUUGGUUUAUCCAGACAGUGCUGAUGUUGAGGAAUCAUGCCGUACCUUCAUCGGGACCCUGCUCCAGUUCAACCCAUCCCAACGUCCAACCAUCCAACAGGUGGCAGAACAUCCGUGGCUGCAGGUGCCAAAAGACCAGGGCGCAAGCACUGCCGAUUAA
Molecule: messenger RNA, 834 nt
Organism: Myxocyprinus asiaticus (Chinese sucker)
Lineage: Eukaryota; Metazoa; Chordata; Actinopteri; Cypriniformes; Catostomidae
Product: testis-specific serine/threonine-protein kinase 6-like
Exons: 1
Coding region: 1-834 (277 amino acids)
Biological process (GO): protein phosphorylation; intracellular signal transduction; microtubule cytoskeleton organization
Cellular component (GO): cytoplasm
Molecular function (GO): tau-protein kinase activity; ATP binding; protein serine/threonine kinase activity
Source: RefSeq, a predicted model, not a curated record